Messenger RNA from Lithohypha guttulata, 402 nucleotides. RefSeq lists its product as uncharacterized. NCBI's taxonomy places the organism in Eukaryota, Fungi, Ascomycota, Eurotiomycetes, Chaetothyriales, Trichomeriaceae. Gene Ontology annotation, molecular function: GTPase activator activity. The transcript has 2 exons. Bases 1 to 402 code for a protein of 133 amino acids. The record is from RefSeq and is a predicted model, not a curated record.
AUGUCCAGGACGAUCGAAGACUUGGCUCAAAAAGCUCAAGACGAACAGGAAUUGCGACAACAGAAACAGAGAGAUGAGCAAAGCUCUACAGAUACCAACAAGGGUUAUACAGAAAUCUCUUCUUUUUUGACACAAAGACCUAGAGAUCCAGACGGUCAACCACGGCGAGCUGGCCAGACUCAACCGAGAAGUCUUGCCGAGAUACUGGGCAAAGAGGACAUCUUUCUCCUCCUUCAUCACCAUUUCGUCCAAUUGCUGAGGUGUCUGGGAGAUAAGUUUGGGGGGCUACCUCUUGCACAGCGGAAAGAUAGCCUCCAAACCGGGACAUCGCCCCAACUACAAAUGACGAGCCCCAACAAGCGUGGAAGAAUCGACCUGCGCAUGCCAGCCAUUCUAGCGUAA